AUGUCAAUUCUGCUCUCUCAAGAGCUGCUCAUCUCCACAACACUCGUGGUACUUGUUCCCCUAUACUACUUGUGCUUGAGGGUUAGUUGUAGAUCAAAGAACCAAUCAGUGCUGCCCACAAACUGGCCAAUACUCCACAUGUUCCCUUCCUUCAUGUCCAACCUCCACAACUUGCAUGACUAUUUCACCCUAGUCUUUGCUGGAUCCGGCCACAGCUUCAGGGCGCAUGGCCCACCUGGCAGCGGCAUGAGGUUCUUCAUCACAUGUGACCCUGCCAACGUCCGGCACAUCUUCACAACCAACUACGCCAACUUUCCCAAGGGUACGAGGUUCGCCGAUACAUUCGACAUCCUGGAUGGAAGCCUCUUCAUCAUUGAUGGCGAGCCGUGGCGUCGGCAUCGCACAAAAGUCAAGGGCUUGCUUGCUAGACCACGACUAGUUGCCAGUAUGGUGGCUUGCUGCUGCCGGAAGGUGGAGAAUGACCUCCUCCCGUUGUUUACCCACAUGUCAAACACAAACAUUCCAUUCGACAUGCAACAUAUGAUGUCCAGGUUUAUGUUUGACCUGGCUGCUAUGCCUCUCUUCGGUGUUGAUCCUGGCCUCCUAUCAUCGGAAAUGCCACCCAUGGUUGUCGCGGUUGCCUUGGACAUAGUCAUGGAGGUGGUAUGCUUUCGGCACAUGAUGCCAUCUUAUUGCUGGAAACUGAUGAGGUGGUUAAACAUCGGUCCUGAGAAAAAGCUCAAUGUGGAGCACACACUGCUACGAAGGUUCAUCAAGGAGAUGAUGGAGAGGAGGAAUAUCAAGACGUGGCAAGUUAAUAAUGAUGAGGAAGAAGAAGGUGUGGAUAUUGUAUCUUUCUUCCUCGAUGACCCAUGCUACGCUAAUGAUGACUUGUUUUGUGCUAUCACCAUUGGCUACAUGCUCGUUGCGAGGGACACAGUUGGAAUAGCCUUGACAUGGAUCUUCUACAACCUCGCCCAGAACCCUAAC
Triticum dicoccoides is the source of this 990-nucleotide messenger RNA. RefSeq names its product noroxomaritidine synthase 2-like. Gene Ontology annotation, molecular function: monooxygenase activity; iron ion binding; heme binding. The transcript has a single exon. Lineage: Eukaryota; Viridiplantae; Streptophyta; Magnoliopsida; Poales; Poaceae. The record is from RefSeq and is a predicted model, not a curated record. The annotation marks the transcript as partial.